AUGAAAUUAUGGGUAUAGGGAGGUAAGAAUACCUAAUUCUUUAAUGUCAAAGCAUAUCAUUCUGAUACAGCUAAUCGUAUCUUUUGGUAGAAACAUAGAAGAGAAAUCUUCUGGGAUUAAGAUGGUUCAAUUUCAGGAGUGUCAGGAGGUGCCUAUAUUAUCCCAUAUAAGAAGCAUAUUGAUGGAAUUCCAGGAUGUGUUAACCAUCCAGAAGAUUUUUGGGAUAAUUCUAUCAUUUGUGCUAUGAAUUAAGUCACAAUAAGAGAUGUUUUGGUUAAUAAUCCUACCCCAGAUUAAGAUUUCUCAGGAGUUGAUAUGAAAUUAUAUAGAUUGGACAGUACUAAUAUUGCACUCAAAAUGGAUGCUAAUAUUGACGAGAGCAAAUACAUAGAAGGAGAAACAAUGAAAAUUAUAAAGAAGAGUAAAGACGUUAAAUUCUCUUUUGCAAGUGUAUUUGCAACUGGUUUCACUUAUAAUGUCCAUUUCAAAUUUGGAGCAAGUGAUCCAUUAAGCAUGGGUAUCUUUGGAUCUCCAUACUUCAAUUAAAAUGAUGAUGCUGUUAUUCUUAGAUUUAACUACUCUGCCAAUAGGGAAACAUUUGAUAUCAUGAGAAACAUUGGAGGAUAAUUCCCAGUAAAUUACACAAAAUUGGAAUAGAUUCCAAAUACUAAGACUUGUAAUUAAGGUGAUUGGUUUAAUGAUAGAACAAACAAAUUGUUCUUCCUUUGUUUGUCUGGUAAGAAUAAGAAGUAAUAUGAAUAUGUUGAAGUCAGAGGAGUUAUUUGCAGAGAAGAAUGCGAUAGUUUAGGAGAUGUACCAUAAGAAGAUGGAUAUAGAUAUUGGAGUGAUCCUGCUACUUGGAUAGAUAAUAAAGUACCAGUUGAAGGAGAUAGUCCCAUUGUAUAAGGAGCAUAUCAAGUUAUCUUGGAUGUAGAUCCUCCUAAACUUGUUAAUUUAACUAUUUUGGGAUCUUUAAUUUUUGAUGAGAGAAGAGCAUCAACUAAAUUGGAAGCAGAGAGAAUCUGGGUUAGAUCAGGAAAAUUAUUGGCUGGUAAUUCAACUAAUCCAUUCCCUGGAAAGAUUAACAUUGUAUUGAAUGGAGAAUUUGGAGAUAAUCCAUUAGUAAUUGAUGCUAAUCUAGAUGUUGGUAAUAAAGUACUUGCUGUCACAAGAGCUAUGGAAUUAUACUCAAAGCCACCUGGAACAGUAUGGACUAGAUUAGCUGCAUAUGCUGAUGCUGGUGCAACCACUAUUACUGUAGCUGAAUGUGCUGAUUGGGCUGUUGGUGAUGAAAUAGUAUUUGGUCCAUCAGGUAGUGACCCUGAAUAAAGAGAAAAGAGAUCAAUAGCAGCCAUUUCUGGAUGUGUUAUAACAUUAAAUCAAGCCCUUGAAUUUGAUCACUAUGGAGCUCCAUCAGUAACUAUUGAUAAACCUGGAAUUGGACAAUUAGAUAUGAGAGCAGUUGUUGGACAUUUAACUAGAAAGAUUAAGAUUGAAGGAGGACCUAGUGUUCAUGGUUUAGGAUGUAGAGUCUUGAUUUAUCAAUUCGAAGAACCUGAAGCUAAUUUAGGAUUCCCAAGAAGAGGAUACACUGUUUUACAUGGUGUAGAAUUUAACAAUUGUGGUCAAUAUGAUACAUAAAGAAGUGGGUUAGAUUUUAGAAAUCUUAAUAGUGAGAUCAUUAAGACUCCAAGUGAAGUUAUUGGUUGCUCAUUCCAUGAUACUACAGGUAUGUUGAUGACAAUCUAAAAUUCUUAAUACAUUACAAUCAAGAAUAACAUAUUCUUUACUGGUAUCAAGGCUUUGGUUUAGAUUAAUAACAGUUAAUAUGUGAAAUUCUAAAAUAAUGCAUUGAUCUAUGUUAAAAAGAGAAUAUUAAACGAAGGUGGCCUUGCUAAUUGGGCAGUAUUUGGUAACUUUGUUUACAUGGAUGAAUUAUCACCAACUUAAAUGACAAGAGAUAUUGUUGAUGUAUCUGGAAAUGUCGGAUAAGGAUCAUAAGAUACAGGUUUCUUCGUGAUGGCAAGUAAAUGUUCAGAUGCAUAUUAAUCAUCCUUCUAUAAUAAUCAUUGUUCAGGAACAAUACUAGCUUGCUUUGGUGUCAGAUAAGACCCAGAAGGAAAGUGCACAUACAUAUAAGGAUUAUACGCUCAUCACAGUGAAGUUGGUAUUAUGUAUGCAGUUGUCAGUGAAUAGAUUUAACUUGAGAAAUCAAUUGUGGUGGAGAAUGACAGAGGAAUAGCUUUGAAGCCUGCUCCUAACAGCAUAUAAGAGAAUAAGAUGAAGCUAAAUAAUAUAUUCAUUUCAGCCUUGGCUAGACCCGAUUGUGUCAAAUGCUAUUCAGCUUCUCUUAAUCCUAACUGCUAGGGAAGUAUGGGUAUUCAAAUGGGUUCUCUAUCUUCAUCAGCUUUCCCUCCUAUUUCAGGUAAACCAUCUUCAGCAUUUGAUACAAUUUGUACAGUCUAAAGAGUUGAUCUCAAGGUUUACUUAACAAAUGUUGAAUUCCAUAACUUUAGAUUAACCUAUGAUAACAUCCCAAGAUGCUAGAAUAAUGCUGCAUUCAGAUAACACCAUGCUGCACAUGAUAUGACAGGACAACAUUACUUAGUAAACUCUCCAUGCACUAAUUGUGAAUUUAAUGCUCUAUUGUACAAAUCUAGAAAUCCAGAUGCAGGUAAAUUAGGAUGGUUUGGAGGGUGUGGAUCAUUUUUAUGCACAGGAUAAAUCAACUUUUUGAUAGAAGAUUAAACUGGCCACUUCUUUGGAUAAAUCGGACAAGGUAUUGGUAAUAACACAUACUUUGGACCAAAUGUCACUUAUUGUUCAAGACAAGAAUCUUGGAAUGGAUAUUGGUGUCCAGGCAGAUAGGCUACUAUUUUGAUGUUUAUGAGUACUGCUGCAGACUAUAACAAGAGAUUGUAUUCACCAAUCAAAUUGACCGACGGAUUGUUCUUUAAUGAAAUUAACAGUUUUGCAGAGUGGAAUUGGGAUGGUCCUGAACCAUUAAACUUGAGGGAAUCCAAAUUUGUCAGUUUAGUGUCAGUGAAUACAGUGAUCAAUAUGACAAAUGCUGGUAUGAACCCAACCACUUCUGAGUAUUGGUUAUCAAAGAGAUCAGAGGCAGGUAGUCCAGAAGAUUGGGUCAUCUUGAAAUGGCAAUUCUCUGUUCCAUAAAUUAUCUAAGUCAUGGUCAAUAAUAAAGUUGUGUAACCUGGACUUACAACUAAUAAUAAGCAUCAUGAUCUCAUGACAAUGACUAAUCAAUGUGGAGCCAAUAAUUACUUCUUUGAAAAUAGAACUAUUCAUUUUGUGUUGACAGGCAAAUUGGAUUGCAAGAUUAGAAUAGCAUUGAAGAAUACUCUUUAAGUUUCAACAAGACUUGAAAUAACAACAUCAGAAUUCUUUGGAGAUAAGUUCCUAUAAUAUGCAAGAGCACAAUUGGGAGGAGAUCCUUACAACUAUUUCAUCAUUGGAACCAAGAAAUACAGAAGAAGAUUUUUAGACGAAUCCACAACUUCAUCGGUUGUUAUUGAUUGGGGUAUUGCAGAUUCUGCUGAUAUUGGUACUACUGAUGGCAAAUAAUCCUAAUCAAGACUUGCUGAAAUGGCUAGCAAAUUAGAAUCCUUGGGAGUUUCAGAAGAGUUGUAACAAUUAGGAGUUGUUGGUCUCAAACAUGAAUCCUCUAGUAUUUCUUCAAUUUCAGAACUUAAUUUCAAGAGCACUGAAUAAACAUCAGAAAUCAUUUUAGUUCCAGGAGGCAAUACAAACAAUAACAAUGGAUAAGGAAGCAAUAGUGGUAAUAACAAUAACAAUAACAAUAAUGGCAAUAAUAACAAUAACAAUAACAAUGGUAAUGGUAACUCCUCAAAUAAUGACGAUGAUAUUGUACUAGUUACUGACGAAGGAGUAAAUCAACAAGAUACCUCAAAUAAUGGAAAUAACAAUUCUACCAAUCCAGGAACUAUCUAGAAAUCUAUCAAGAGAUCUGAAAAUAGUUCUGCAACAGUCACCAUCGUUGUAGCUGUUGUUUGUUCUGUUGUCGGAGUUUCAUUGAUAAUUGCCGCCCUCCUUUAUUAUAAGAAACUUAAAUUGGCUAAGCUUAUGGCUGCUAGAAAUCAAAAAGUAGACAACGAGUUCUUUAAAGCAAACAUUACAGAUUAAUAACCCAUCGAGGCCCCACAAGAUUGAUUAAAUUUAGAGAAUAAAAUAUUAAUAUAAUUUCAUAAUUUUUA
Molecule: messenger RNA, 4232 nt
Organism: Paramecium tetraurelia
Lineage: Eukaryota; Ciliophora; Oligohymenophorea; Peniculida; Parameciidae
Exons: 2
Source: RefSeq, a predicted model, not a curated record